AGGAAAAAAAAGUUGUGCGGCCGCCUCCGGGAAGAGAAUUCUUCUUCGUUUUGAAUCCCUGCGUAGAGACGACGGAGACGAUGGCUUUGAACAAUGGUAUAAGAUCCGCCACGAAGCUGUUCGUUUCAUCUGAAUCGGCUAGCUUGAGAUCAGUGAUGAAAAGAGGCUUCCAUUCUACCAGAGUGAAGAGGAUGGGCGGUGGCCAUCACCACGAUGAACCGUACUACCUCCACGCAAAGCACAUGUACAACUUGGACAGGAUGAAGCAUCAAGCUCUCAAGAUGUCUCUUGGUGUUUUCACGGCUUUUAGCAUCGGCGUGGGUGUUCCCAUUUACGCCGUCGUUUUCCAGCAGAAGAAGACAGCCUCGAGCUGAUCAUAUCUCGCUUGCCCACAACAAGACAGGUCUUUCUUUGCUCACUUGGUAGCAUUGCCAAGAACAUUAUCGGUAUGAGUUCAAACUCAAAACCCUCAUUUUUUUUCUUUGCUAUUGACUCUCUCUGCCAUUUGCUGAUGUCGGAAAGAGUAGGAAUCUUCAGCAAAAUUCCCAAUAAAAAGAAAAGGCACUGCCCCACUUUUUCUUUAUUUUGUUAUCUGCCGUUUCAUUAGAGAUUAUAAUAAUCGGCAUUGUAACUA
This is a messenger RNA of Tarenaya hassleriana, 634 nucleotides long. RefSeq lists its product as uncharacterized. The transcript has 2 exons. NCBI's taxonomy places the organism in Eukaryota, Viridiplantae, Streptophyta, Magnoliopsida, Brassicales, Cleomaceae. The coding region runs from base 81 to 374 and encodes 97 amino acids. The record is from RefSeq and is a predicted model, not a curated record.